Vittaforma corneae ATCC 50505 is the source of this 825-nucleotide messenger RNA. Its product is annotated as transcription elongation factor S-II. Gene Ontology annotation, cellular component: nucleus. The coding region runs from base 1 to 825 and encodes 274 amino acids. The record is from RefSeq and is a predicted model, not a curated record. Lineage: Eukaryota; Fungi; Microsporidia; Nosematidae. Gene Ontology annotation, molecular function: zinc ion binding; nucleic acid binding. Gene Ontology annotation, biological process: DNA-templated transcription. The transcript has a single exon.
AUGGAUAAAAUUCUCAUUGCAGUCAGCUCAAACGAUGGAAAGAAAAUUGAUGAAAAGAAAAUAGCGGGUUAUAUUGCAGAACUGAAUGAUUUGAGUCAUGAAACACUUAAGCAGCUGCUUAAUAGCUGUUCUUCCCAGGAACUGGCAUUAUUUAUAAAGCAGGAGUUUUUUAAACAGAUAAAUGCUAGAAACAUGAAAAUUACUGGUGAACUGGCAGAAGAACUGCGAUCUGUGUCUACUGAAAAUACUAGGAACGUUGUGGAGCUUUCGGACCACGUGGAUGAAAGUGAAGAUUUGGAAAGAUACGACAAAAAUCUAACGGAAGAGGAGGCAAUUAAAAAACAUUCGUUUAAUAAUUCUAAAUAUGAUAAGGCUUUGGAAAUGUUUUUAGGUGCUUUUAAGGCUAAUGUUAAAGAUAUUAAUUUUGACAAGGCUGUAUUUCUUUCAAAAUGCAUUGUAGAACAUCACAUCAGUGAAUUUUCAUCCACAUUUCCAAAAGAGGUCAGGUCAAAAAGCCAUAAUUUGAGAGAAAAUUCCAAACUAUGCCUGAGCGUGUACACUUCGAAGAUUGACACAUCGGAUUUCGUUAAGAUGUUGCCUGCACAGAUGCAGAGUGAAGAGCUUAGAAGUAGAGAUAGUGAGUAUAUCAAGGAGAGUUUACUGGCUUCCCAGGUUGCAAGUGCUGCAGCAGAUACAGACAUGUUUCAAUGCUCAAAAUGCAAGCAAAAAAAAUGCACAUAUAGUCAACUGCAAACGAGGUCUUGCGAUGAGCCUAUGACCACUUUUGUGACAUGUACGAAUUGCGGACACAGAUGGAAGUUUUAA